Amphimedon queenslandica is the source of this 816-nucleotide messenger RNA. RefSeq names its product RING finger protein nhl-1-like. The record is from RefSeq and is a predicted model, not a curated record. Lineage: Eukaryota; Metazoa; Porifera; Demospongiae; Haplosclerida; Niphatidae. Gene Ontology annotation, molecular function: protein binding; ubiquitin protein ligase activity. Gene Ontology annotation, biological process: protein polyubiquitination; proteasome-mediated ubiquitin-dependent protein catabolic process. The transcript has 3 exons. Bases 1 to 816 code for a protein of 271 amino acids.
AUGGCAACCAAACCAUCUUCUGGCCUCAGACUGAAACUGGAGGAGCGGCUCACCUGUCCUGUGUGUCUUGACUACUUUACCAACCCUAAGAUCCUACCCUGCCAUCACUCAUUCUGUCAGCACUGUCUGGAGGGAUUACCAUUGGAUAAGAUGAACGAGACCUAUUACCUCUCUUGUCCCACUUGUCGUCAUUGUACUGAAUUACCAGAGGAAGGAGUAGGAGACUUUCCUGUAGCAUUCCACCUCAAUGACCUCAAAGAGAUUCACAGGAUCCAGAAGAUAAGUAUGGAUGGAUACCGUAUAGCAUCAGUUGGUCAGAAGGGCAGUGGACCGCUACAAUUCAAGUAUCCUCGUGGUAUAGCCAUUUCUCCUAUAUUAGGACAUUUUUAUAUUGCUGAUGAGGAUAAUCAUCGUAUACAGGUCUUGAAUCCUGAUUUAACCUUCUCUCAUUCAUUUGGCAGUAGAGGAUCAGCUAAUGGGCAGUUUCAGCAUCCACGUGACAUUGCUAUUGACAAUCAAGGACUAAUUUAUAUGGAAAGUUUGUGGGUCACUUUUGGCACAGAAGGAUCUGGUCCUGGACAGCUUAAUACUCCAGUUGGUAUAGCAAUAGAUACUGCAGCUACUAGUCUAGUGUAUGUUAGUGAAUUGGGCAAUAAUCGUAUAUCAGUCUUUACUAGUGAUGGCGUGUUUGUUAGUAGUUUUGGAAGGUGGGGUAGUAAUAAUUAUAAGUUUUAUAGUCCUUAUGGAUUAACAUUUGAUGAAGAUGAAUUCUUGUAUGUUUGUGAUCAUGACAAUGGGCAACUUGUUGUUUAUUAA